AUACGAGAAAAAAAAAAUAAAUAUUUCGAUCCGUCAGUGAAUCACACACAAUCAAAUGCAAUUAAAUAAUUUUCAUAAGUAUUUAUGUACGUGUGAUUAAUUUGUGCGUACGUGUGUUAAUCAAGGUGAAUUCAAGAGGGGCUCUAUAAAAUUGUAUGGUCGGUCAAAAUUAAAUAAAAAAUAAUUAUCAAAAAAAAAAAAAAGUUAGAAAAAAGAAAGAGAGAGAGAGAGAGAAUGAAGUUGAAUAGUUUUUAUUAUUGACAUAAGUGUUGGUGAAAAAUAAUUUAUUUUCUAAAUAAUAAUUUAGAAAAUUUAUUAGUUUCAUUGUACAAAUAAUAGUGCAAGUAGUUUUUAUCUAUGUAAAAGUUCCAACGAAGACACCUUGACUCAUCUACAUUCUAAUAUUUGGAAUUAUUUUUUUUACUUUUGUUAUCACAAAAAAAUAAAUAUUAUCUUUUGUUAAUUAUCAAUUGGCAGUCAACAAAAAUAGAAAUUAAAAAAAAAAAAAAAAAAAGAAAGUUUAUUAAAUAAUGUCACUUUCUGUCUAUUGUUUAUGAAAAAAACAAAUAAAAAAAUAUCUUGAAAAAAUUGUAAAAAGGUGAAAUUUAAGUGAAAAAUAAAAUACAAUGGCACUUCCACAGAAUCCAGGGAUGGAUCCCUGGAUAAUUCAGCCACGUGAAAAACAAAGAUUUAUUGAACAAUUUGAAUCACUGGGACCAGUUAAUGGAGUAGUAAGUGGUGAACAAGCAAAACCAUUUUUGCUUCUAUCAAAAUUACCACCACUAGAUUUAGGUCUUAUUUGGGCUUUAUCAGAUACUGAUUCUGAUGGUAAAUUAAAUGUCAAUGAAUUUAGUAUUGCUUGUAAAUUAAUAUCAUUGAGAUUAAAAAAUAUACCUAUACCAAAUGCACUACCACCGACAUUGAUACAAAGUUUAAGAACACCAAUACCAGGAAUUCAAAAUGUUGUUAAUGGAGGUGUUACAAUGCCAGUACAGGCUCAACCAUUAAUGUCGUCAGGUGUUCCAAUUGCUGGUAUUGCUCAACCAGCAAGACCAGUUCCACCAAUGGCAAUGCCACUAGCAUCACGACAAUAUAACCAGAGUAUGGGUACUAGUGGUACACUUCCAUCAUCAAAGCCACCCGCUCGGCCUGCACCACCCUCCAUUGGAGUUGUCACUAAUAUCAGUGGAGCACCACCACCACAAAGACCUGCACCACCUAUUAGCAUUGGUUCUGGAUUUAAUGCAACGACAGGUGUUGCAUUACCACCACCAAAACCAGCACCACCAUCAUUUCCAAAUAGUCCAGUUGGAACAACAGGAAUAAUACCACCAAUUGGAGGAGUUGGAUUACCUGGAAUGACAAUGCCACAAGUUGCACCAGUUGCACCAUUAAAUACAAAUCCAAGUCCAAUUGCAGCAUUUGGUAUGGGACAAGGUGUUGGUGUAAUACCAUCAAAUGGAAUAAUUUCAGUAUCACCAUUAGUAACACCACCAAAUAAUAUAACUGGUAUUAUUAAUAAUAAUAAUCAUACACCAGUAUCAACAAGUACACCAUUAAGUACAACAGCACGUCCACCAAGUAUUGAUAGAGUUGGUUCAAUUGAUUCACAACAUAGUCAACAUUCAGUUGGUUCAAAUGGUUCAACAUCAGCAGCAUCAGCAACACUUGAAUGGUCUGUACCACAUCAAACAAAAUUACGUUAUACACAAAUAUUUAAUACACAUGAUAAAUCAAGAUCUGGAUUUUUAACUGGUUUACAAGCUAGAAAUAUAUUGGUAGAAACAAAAUUACAACAUGCUGAUUUAGCACAAAUAUGGAGAUUAUCAGAUAUGGAUUCAGAUGGUAAACUUGGAUGUGAUGAAUUUGUACUUGCAAUGCAUUUAUGUGAAAUUGUUAAAUCUGGUGAAAAAUUACCAACUGUAUUACCAAUUGAUUUAAUACCACCAGCAUUUCGUCGUCAACGACAAAGUAGUGUAUCAUCACAAGGUUUACCAGAUAAUAUUGAUGCAUUAGCUGGUAUGCCACAAUCAUCAUUUGAAGAUAAAAGAAAAGAAAAUUAUGAAAAAGGACAAGCUGAACUUGAUAGAAGACGUAAAACAUUAUUUGAACAACAAAAAAAAGAACAAGAUGAACGUGAAAGAAAAGAACGUGAAGAAGCUGAAAAACAAGAAAAAAUACGUAUUGAACAAGAAAGACGUAGACAAGCUGAAAUUGAAAAACAAAUGCAAAGACAACGUGAAAUUGAACAAGAAAAAGAAGAACAACGUAAACGUGCACAAGAACAAAGAGAAGCAGCAAGAAAAGAAUCAGAAAGACAAAGACAAUUAGAAUGGGAAACACAAAAAUCACAAGAAUUACAAGCACAAAGACAAAAAGAACAAGAUAUAUUAUUAAAAUUAAAAGCUAAAAAUCAAGGUUUAACAAUUGAACUUGGUACAUUAAAUGAUAAAGUUAAAGAAUUAUCACAAAAAAUAUGUGAUACACGUGUUGGUGUAUCUGGUGUUAAAACAACAAUUGAUGGUAUGAGAUCAACACGUGAUUCACAAUUACAAGAAAUGUCAGCAUUAAAAAAUAAAUUACGUGAACAUAAUCAACGUUUAUUAUCAUUGAGUCAAGAAAAAGCAAGAAUUGAAGCUAAAAAUAAAAUUAAUUCAUCAACACAAGAUAAUGCUGGACAAGAAGCUGUUAGAAUGGCAUUUGCAAAUAAACAAAUAACUUUAAAACAAUUAAAAGAUAAAAUUCAUGAAUUAGAAAAAGAAAUUAAUGAUAAAAAAAAUGAUAUUGAAAAUAAUAAUAUACAAUUAAAUGAAUUUAAAAUUAAAAUGAAAAAUUUAACAAGUGAUUGUAAAACAUUAUUUUCAACAUUUGAUAAUAAAAAAAUACAAAUAUUAGAAUUAAAAAAAGUUAUUGAUAGUGGUAAUGUUAAUGAUAUUGAUUAUACAAAUACAGCAUGGGCUGAUAAUGCAUGGUCAUCAAGUGAUCAAGUAUCAAUUGAUCAAACUAAUAGUACUGCAUGGACAAAUGAAUCAACAGAACAAUCAGCAACAACAACAACAACAACAACAACAGCAACUUCUGAUACACAACAACAAGAAGGUGUUAUUAAAUAUCGUGCAUUGUAUGAAUUUGUAGCAAGAAAUGAUGAAGAAAUAUCAUUUCAACCUGGUGAUAUUAUACUUGUUCCACCAGUACAAAAUAAAGAACCUGGUUGGAUGGCAGGAGAAAUACGUGGACAUACAGGCUGGUUUCCUGAGGCUUAUGUAAAACGUAUUGAAUCAGAUAAUGCUGAUGAUGAUAAUUCAAAGGUAUUUGUUCAACAAGAUAGUGUUGAAAAAAGACCACUUGAAGAAAUUGUUGAAGUACCAGAAAAUGUUUCUGAUGCUGGAUCAUUGGGUGGUGAAGGAGGUGCUGCGGUUGGAUCUGUUGAUACUACAACAACUAAUACACAACCAGCAAUUGAAACAACAACUAAUAAUGAUAAUGCUGAUUAUUAUAUUGCAUUGUAUCAAUAUUCAUCAACUGAACCAGAUGAUCUUAGUUUUACUGAUGGUGAUAUUAUUAAUGUUACUAAAAAAGAUGGUGAAUGGUGGACUGGUAUUAUUGGUGAACGUAGUGGAUUUUUUCCAUCAAAUUAUGUAGAAAAAUAUCAACAAAUUGUUAAUCAGGCUGUUGUUAAUCCAGUUGCUACUGAUGUUGUCAAAAAUUCAACUGUCGCUGCAUCAGUUCAAGAAAAAAUUACGGAAAAAACAGCUGAACAAAUUGAAGAUGAACGACAAGCAGCAGAAGAUCGUGCUGAAUUGCCUGAUUUUACAGCAAUGUCAUCACAACAGUACUACAAGGGACGUGGAAAAAAACCAGAAAUUGUUCAAGUACAAGCACCAUAUCAAGCAACAAGUUCUGAACAAUUAAGUCUUCAAAAAGGUCAACUUAUUAUGAUUAGAAAAAAAACUGAUUCUGGCUGGUGGGAGGGUGAAUUACAGGCAAGAGGUAAAAAACGUCAAAUUGGAUGGUUCCCUGCAUCAUAUGUUAAACAAUUGACAAGUAGUAGUAAUCGUUCAACUCCAGUUUCUCAUCGUUAUCAAGAUUCACCAACAGAUCCUAAUGUUGAACGAGUGAUGGCAAUGUAUCCACAUCAAGCACAAAAUCCAGAUGAGCUGAGCUUUAACAAGGGUGAUGUGAUAACACUUCUUGAUAAAAUUGAAGAAAAUUGGUGGAAAGGUGAACUGAAUGGUGUUAUUGGAAUAUUUCCCAAAGAUUACGUCUCAUUUAUGUUAUCACCAAUGGAUCCAAUUGAAAAAAAACGACAGGAAUCAAUUAAAGAACUGAUUGCAACUGAGGAAGGAUACAUCAAUGACAUGAGACUUGUUCAUGAAGUAUUUGAAAAACCAUUAAUUCAAAGUAUGGUAUUAACUGUUGAUGAAGUUGAAAAAAUAUUUGUCAAUUGGAGAGAUAUUAUUGCUUGUAAUGACAAUUUUUUGAGGACUUUAAGAAUACGACGUGACAAUAGUGAAGAUGGAAUUGUAAGAAUGAUUGGUGAUAUACUUUGUGAAAAUAUACCAAGAAUGUCAGCAUAUGUACGUUUUUGUAGUUGUCAAUUAACAGCUGCUGUUUAUCUACAAAAAUUAACUGAAACAUCACCAGAUUUUGUAUCAAUUGCACAAGCAUGCCAACAAGAUCCACGAACAAAAGGAAUGCCAUUGAGUUCAUUUCUUAUAAAACCAAUGCAAAGAAUAACAAAAUAUCCAUUAAUUAUAAAUAAAAUACUUGAAUAUACACCAAACGAUCAUCCAGAUAGACAAUAUUUACAAGAAGCAUUUUCAAAAGCUGAAGAAUUUUGUACACAAGUUAAUGAAGGUGUAAGAGAAAAAGAAAAUAGUGACAGAUUAGAAUGGCUACAAACUCAUAUUAUUAGAAGUGAUAAUGCACUUGAAGAAAAACUUGUAUUUAAUUCUUUAACAAAUUCAGCUGGUCCUAGAAAACUUUUACAUCAUGGAAUUUUACAAAAAGUAAGAAGUGGUAAAAUUUUAGUGACAUUUUUAACAAAUGAUUUUUUACUUUUUGCUCAACCAACAAAAACAUUACCAAUUGGUCAACAAUUUUCAUUUGAAAGAAAUGAUAAUUUUAAAUUUAAACUCUACAGAAAACCAAUAUUUUUAAAUGAGCUUUCGAUUGGUGCUGAACAAAAUUCCAAUAUAAUAAGUAAUGAAAAUAAUGAUAAUUCAGCUAGAACAUUAUUACUUCGUGAUUCAACAAAAAAACAAAUAAUAUUAUUUGCACCAUCAGUUAAUGAGCUUAAUCUUUGGAUUAAAAAACUCAAUGAAGCACGAAAACAAUUUGCCAAAAAUGAAAAGAAUCUAUUGCAAAGACAACGGUCAAGACAAGCUCAAUUUGGUGCUUGUGGAAGAAUUCUUGUUACUGUUCAACAAGGAAGCAAUUUAAAAAAUCCAGCUGGAAAAUGUAAUGCAUUUUGUAAAGUUUCAAUGGGAUCUCAGGAAGAAAGAACUCGUGUUGUUAGUGGUACUGAUUGUCCAAUGUGGGAUACAUCAAUGCAAUUUCAAAUUAAAGAUUUACAAGAAGAUACUUUGUGUAUAACUGUAUUCAACAAAAGUUAUUAUACACCUGAUGACUUUUUGGGACGUGCUGAAGUUAAAGUUGUUGAUAUUAUGCGAGACUGUCGAGAUUGUGUUGGUCCAAUUCAAAAAAGAAUAUUACUUCGUGAAGUUGACAAAGGAGAAGUUAUAUUAAAAUUAGAUCUUCGACUAUUUGGUAGCUAAAUUUUACUAAACUAAAAGGAUGAAGGAAAUCAAUUAAAUUACACAAUAAGCAUGCUUUUUUUUUAAUGGGUAUUUAUUGUCAUUUAAUGGCAAGUUAAUAUGAUUUUUUUAAAAAAAAAAAACAACAUAAUUUAAACUAUAUAAGACUUGACAUUACAACGAACAAAGAUAUAAUAAUAUUCUAGUUAUCUAGUCGUGAUACGUAUAUACAUCAACUGGUGGUAUAUAUAUGUACCAAGACAUAAUUUUUAUUAGCUACAUAAAAAUAUUAUUUCAAUAUUUAAUAUAUAAUAUAUUGUUUCCAUUUUUUUUUUUCUUUUUUUUUUCUUUUAAAUAUUCAUACGUAAGCAAAUAAUACCAAUGGAAAUUUGCUCAUAAUACUUUUCAAUCAUUGAAUAAUUAAACAACUGAUGAACAAAAAAAAAAAAAAAAAUAGAACAAAAA
Molecule: messenger RNA, 6221 nt
Organism: Aphidius gifuensis
Lineage: Eukaryota; Metazoa; Arthropoda; Insecta; Hymenoptera; Braconidae
Gene: Dap160
Product: intersectin-1
Exons: 21
Coding region: 627-5777 (1716 amino acids)
Biological process (GO): endosomal transport; clathrin-dependent synaptic vesicle endocytosis; positive regulation of Rho protein signal transduction
Cellular component (GO): clathrin-coated pit; intracellular vesicle; presynaptic membrane
Molecular function (GO): calcium ion binding; molecular adaptor activity; protein binding
Source: RefSeq, a predicted model, not a curated record